Arabidopsis thaliana (thale cress) is the source of this 1858-nucleotide messenger RNA. RefSeq names its product cytochrome P450, family 81, subfamily K, polypeptide 2 (gene CYP81K2). Lineage: Eukaryota; Viridiplantae; Streptophyta; Magnoliopsida; Brassicales; Brassicaceae. Gene Ontology annotation, molecular function: iron ion binding; monooxygenase activity; oxidoreductase activity, acting on paired donors, with incorporation or reduction of molecular oxygen. The transcript has a single exon. The record is from RefSeq and is marked reviewed. The coding region runs from base 191 to 1741 and encodes 516 amino acids.
AAAUUGUCUUAUUUAUAUAAAAACUAAAUCCACAAGAAUUUAUAAAUCAUUAACACAAGAUUGAUAAGAGAAAAACGACUCUAUUUUAGAAUAGACAAAAUUUUUAACGGUAACUAACGGAGUUAAACGGUUUGGUCAACGGAAAGUUUUGUUUUUUUUAACGGAAAAAAAUGGAACAAAAGUGAUUUAAAUGAUGUUUUUUCUUCUUCUGAUAGUUUACGAGAUUGACUCAAAAAGGAAAAUGGAAAAUCUCUGGGUCAUCUUCUUGCUCACAGCUACUUUGACCUUCUUCAUCACCAAGUUCCUAUGGAGUCAAAACCCUAAACUACCUCCAAGUCCUACUCCACUUCCGAUCAUCGGUCAUCUUCAUCUCAUCAAUAAGUAUCCUUUACCACAAGCUCUACAUCAUCUCUCUUCAAACUACGGCCCGGUUCUGUUCCUCAAAUUCGGAUGCCGUGAAGUUUUGAUCCUCUCUUCUCCAGAUUCCAUCGAAGAAUGCUUCACCAAUCACGACAUAGCCCUUGCGAAUCGUCCCAAGACCAUUACCUCCGAUCACUUCAGCUACGGCUACAAAAACUUUGGAUUUGCUCCUUAUGGCGAUCUCUGGCGGACUCUCCGUCGUCUCUCCACUCUCGAAGUCUUCUCCUCCGUCAGCUUACAGAAGAACUCUUCCAUACGAACUGAAGAAGUCUCCAAUCUCUGUUCGAGUCUCUUCAGAUUCUCCGGUGGUAAUUCUUGUAAAGUGGAUCUCAGGUAUCAAUUCACUCUUCUCACCGCUCACGUCAUGCUUAGAUUAGUAUCUGGAAAUCGCGGGGUCAAUGAGAGUGAUUCAGAAUCAGAGACGAAGUUCUUAGAUGAAUUCAAAUCAAGGUUUUUCUCGAGCCUAUCGUCGAUGAAUGUCUGUGACUAUUUCCCAGUGUUGAGAUGGAUUGGGUACAAAGGUCUUGAGAACAGAGUGAUUGAGAUACAGAGGAUGAGAGAUGAGUAUCUUCAGCGACUCAUUGAUGAUAUUCGAAUGAAGAAGUUUGAUUCCACUGGUUCAGUAGUGGAGAAAUUCUUGAAGCUUCAAGAAUCAGAACCUGAAUUUUACUCUGAUGAUGUUAUCAAAGGAAUUGUAGUGUUAAUGUUCAACGCCGGAUCGGAUACUUCACCGGUGACAAUGGAAUGGGCAAUGGCGCUUUUACUGAACCAUCCAGAUAAGCUUGACAAGGUCAGAGAAGAAAUCAAAUCUAAUGUUAAACACAAAGGGAUUAUACAAGACUCGGAUCUCUCAAGCUUACCUUAUCUUCGAUGUGUCAUCUAUGAGACGCUUAGGCUACACCCUGCAGCUCCUAUCUUGCCUCCUCACUGUUCAUCCAAGAGAUUCAACUUAGGCAACUACGAGAUCCCUGAAAAUACAGUGUUGUUGGUGAAUGCUUGGGCUGUUCAUAGGGACGGUGAGCUUUGGGAAGAAGCAGAUGUUUUCAAGCCGGAGAGAUUUGAAGAGUUUGUUGGCGAUAGAGAUGGUUUUAGGUUUUUGCCAUUUGGAGUUGGGAGGCGGGCGUGCCCUGCAGCUGGACUUGCAAUGAGGGUAGUGUCGCUUGCUGUUGGAGCAUUGGUUCAAUGUUUUGAGUGGGAGAAGGUAGAAAAAGAAGACAUAGACAUGAGGCCUGCGUUCAGUGUGGCAAUGGAUAGGGCUGAGCCGCUUAUUGCAUUGCUUAAGCCAUGCCCAGAAAUGGUUCCUAUCUUGUCUCAGCUCUAGUCUCCUCUGUGUUGGCCAAGAGAGUUGAUUUAGAGGAUGGUUUUUACAUAUAAAUAUUGAUAAUAAGGCGAAUGAAUGAUCAUAAAAGCACAAAUGGUUACCUAAAUUAUAUAAUGG